Molecule: messenger RNA, 1884 nt
Organism: Arvicanthis niloticus (Nile rat)
Lineage: Eukaryota; Metazoa; Chordata; Mammalia; Rodentia; Muridae
Product: phenazine biosynthesis-like domain-containing protein 1
Biological process (GO): biosynthetic process
Cellular component (GO): cytoplasm
Molecular function (GO): isomerase activity
Source: RefSeq, a predicted model, not a curated record
UGCACCCAGUAAUUACUUCUUAAAUCAUUUUCAUAGAUAUUGUGUGCCAGGGGCUGCUCUAGUAGCUGUGAAUUGGAAAGGAGAAAAGGUAAAAUGGUUGUGGUGGCACGGGACUUUAUUCCCAGGACUGAGGAGGCAGAGGCAAGCAGAUCUGUGAGUUCAAGGCCGGCCUUAAGAUCCAGUCUAAUGAAGAUGGCAUACUAGGACCCAGUGUUUAAAAAAAAAAAAAAAUUAAGAAGAGAGUGUUGUGAUGUUUCCUGCUGAUAAUUACUUUUUACCUGUCAGAUUAAUAAGCACAGUAGACGUUAUUGCUUUGAGACGGGGUCUCGUGUACCCCAGGCUGGCCCUGUGUAGCCCAGGAUGGCUUUUCUGUUUCUCCUGCUGCUGCUUCGAGGUACAGGGAUCACAGAUGUGUGCCCACUGGUCACUGUUUAAGGGCCAGUGGGGAAUAGAUCUGGGGCUUUGUGCACGCCAAGCAAGUGCUUACGUGCCCAGCACUGAGAUACUCUGCAAAGGUCAAAGGUCAUUCAACACAAAUGCUGAAAAAUGUUAGAGGAUUGACAUCUUGACAUCUCUAAAGCUAGAAGUGAAGCAGGCUCGAAGCAGGCUCGCAGCAGGCCAGGGAGCUCCCACACAGCCAGCGAGGAAAAUGAAGCUCCCGAUCUUCAUAGCAGAUGCCUUCACAGCGACAGCUUUCCGGGGCAAUCCUGCUGCAGUCUGCCUGCUGGAGAGCACACUCCAGGAAGACGCCCAUCAGCAAAUUGCGAGGGAAAUGAACCUCUCGGAAACGGCUUUCAUCAGGAAACUGCAGCCGACUGACAGCUUCACACAGAGUUCUCGCUUUGGACUAAGAUGGUUUACGCCAGCGAGCGAAGUCCCCUUGUGUGGCCACGCCACGCUGGCCUCGGCGGCUGUGCUGUUUCGCAAAAUAAAGAACACAAACAGCACCCUGACCUUUGUCACGAUGAGCGGGGAACUAAAGGCCAGAAGAGCAGAAGACGGGAUUGUCCUGGACUUUCCUCUCUACCCGACCUUCCCCCAGGACGUGCACGAAGUUGAAGACUUGAUAAAGGCAGCCGUAGGUGACACCCUGGUCCAAGACAUCCGGUACUCUCCAGAUACCCGAAAACUCCUGGUCCGGCUCAGCGAUUCUUAUGACAGGUCCUUCCUAGAGAGCCUGAAGGUGAACACAGAGCCUCUGCCUGGAAUUGAGAAGACAGGGAAGGUGAGAGGCCUCAUCCUCACCCUCAAAGGAGAGCCUGGGGGGCAGACGGCCCCGUAUGACUUCUACUCCAGAUACUUUGCACCGUGGGUUGGUGUGGCUGAAGACCCUGUAACAGGAUCUGCACACACUGUUCUCAGCAGCUAUUGGUCCCAGCAGCUCGGGAAGAAAGAGAUGCGAGCCUUUCAGUGUUCCCGCCGAGGAGGGGAGCUGGACAUUUCCCUGCGACCUGAUGGGCGAGUUGACAUGAAGGGCGGCGCUGCUAUUGUCUUGGAGGGCACGCUGACAGCCUAGAGAUGUUUAUGCUGGGUUUGCAGCCGCUGCUCAACGCCGUGUCUUCUCUAUAGCAAGAACCGAACCCAACCCAACCAAACAGCAAAUGCACAGAGCUUGGUUCAGUCCUCCUGAGAAGAACAGAAAUGGGAAGACAUUUGAUGGAGAUGCGGUAGUGUCUCCAGAAUCCUUUCCUGAUGGUGGGCUCUGGCGCCUGCCUGUGUGUGCAUCUUCAGUCCCCACAGCAGACACGGAGCCUGCCCCUUGUUUUGAUUAUGACUGCCAAUCAAAGUGAGAGAUGCUUUGAUAAGGAGCCAGAUGAUGCCAUUUCAAUUCAGGCGUGGGUACCUUAGGGUAUUUCAAAGCCUUUUCGAAGAAUAAAUAGCUGU